AAUGUGGAACAUCAUGUUCAGUCACAUAAUUGUACAAAACAAACUGAGGUCAGCAUUAAUUUUGUUUACUUCAGCAGCUCCCUUAAAUUAUGAACUACAGCCACUAUUAUCUUAGUUGUCACUGUUUCCUGCAGGACUGCAUGUUUGCAUGAAUAAAAUGCUGUUUGAUUAAAGGGUGAAGCACUUACAAAUUUACAACACAAGUCUGAACAGAGGAGUCACCCAACCAGUCAGAGGUUCGAGCACCUCUGACUGUCACUUCGCAGGUAUGUUGUCUGUGAGAGGUGGCAGACGAUUGGCUGAUCUUCUGCAGGUGAAAAGAAACUUGCCUGAAAAGCAUCUGCACAAUGAGGGGAGUGGCUGCAGAGUGAGCUAAAUACUGUGACUAACACUGCACAUCCACAGACGGGGUGUGAAGACUGUCUCCGGUAGCACAGCCAAGUAAAGAUGUCCAUCUUCAAGAAAUUCUUCACAAAUAUCAUCCAUGACAGAGAUCCUGAUGAUAAAACUGUCACAGUGAAGGGUAAGCCGAAACCUAAGUAUUAUGGAACAGUCACCCCGUACCCGAACUUCAGUGCCAGCAGUGAUGCUUCGGUUCUUCAGAGCGCCAUUGAAAGUAAAGGAGUGGACGAGGAUGUGAUAAUUUCAGUCCUGGUGAAGAGAAACAACGAGCAGAGACAGAAGAUAAGAGUAGUUUAUGAAGCAUCGACUGGGAAGAAGCUGGAUGAAGAUCUGAAGGGAGCUCUCAGGUCAGAUUUAGAGGAUGUCUCUCUGGCUCUGCUCAUGACACCUGCUCAGUUUGAUGCCUUCCAGCUCAGGAAAGCCACAAAGGGACUGGGCACAGAUGAAGAUGUCCUGGUGGAGAUUCUGGCAACAAGAUCAAACCAAGAGAUCUGUGAGAUCAAGAGGGUCUUCAAAAAAGAGUACAAAGAAGAGCUGGAGGAUGUUAUUGAGAGCGAGACCAGCGGUGACUUCACUAAGGCCCUUCUGGCCAUGCUGAAAGCAAACAAAAAUGAGAGCAAGGAAGUUGACAUGGCUCUGGCCCAAAGGGAUGCAGAGACUCUGUUUGAAUCAGGUGAGAAUACCGCGGGAACCAACGUUUCUGCCUUCAUCGACAUCCUGACCUCACACAGCGGGCCACAGCUCUCUAAGACAUUCGAGUACUACGCCUCCGUCAGUGACAUCAAAUUACCCAAAGCCCUGGAAAUGGAGCUGAAAGGAGACAUUGAAGAUUGUCUCAUUGACAUUGUGAAAAGUGCCUGGAACAUGCCGGCUUUUUUUGCUGAGAAACUCCAUCUGGCAAUGAAGGGCUAUGGCACAUGUGAGGCGACGCUGAUCAGGGUGCUGGUAAGCCGCUCUGAGGUCGACCUGAAGAAGAUUUUGGAUCAAUACAGAGCCAUGUAUAACACAAGUGUACAGGAGCAGAUACUGGAGGAGACUAAGGGUCAUUAUCAGCAAGUCCUGCUUGGAUUGUGUGGACCGCACUGAAAUUCUGUCAUAACCACUUCACUGGAAAUGGAGGCCAGCGUGUCCACCAGAUGCCACUGAAAUCUCACAUUAAAUAAUAGUAGAAUAUAACAUGACAAAUCUGUCUAACUGAGCUGAUGCUCUAAUAAAGCUGUUGAGAAAAGAAGGAGGAGUAAAAUAUAUUUCUGUUGGCUUUAAGUAAGCAGUAAGUAAGUAAGUAAACUUUAUUUAUAAAGCACCUUUCAAAACCAGAGUUACAAGGUGCUGUACAAUUUAAAGCCAAUAUCUUAGCAAAAUGCUUAUCCUGAUAUGUUUUUUUAUAAGGUUUGUGAAAUCUCAGUGCAGUCUUCUUUCUUUCCUUUGUCUUUAAUAAAAAUCUUUAGGUCUGUUGUAUAGAUUCCACAUAUAUAAGAUCAGAGUCAUAAGGUCGCCUCCAUUGCAAAUUCUAACAAAAAAACAAUUAAAAUCCCUCUCCAUU
Molecule: messenger RNA, 1945 nt
Organism: Thunnus maccoyii (southern bluefin tuna)
Lineage: Eukaryota; Metazoa; Chordata; Actinopteri; Scombriformes; Scombridae
Product: annexin A1-like
Exons: 12
Coding region: 448-1488 (346 amino acids)
Biological process (GO): regulation of hormone secretion; positive regulation of wound healing; regulation of leukocyte migration
Cellular component (GO): plasma membrane; cytoplasm
Molecular function (GO): calcium-dependent phospholipid binding; phospholipase A2 inhibitor activity; calcium ion binding
Source: RefSeq, a predicted model, not a curated record